AUGGAUGCGCUGUCGUCCAUGGACGGCAAGUCCAUUGAGGCCCGGAUCGCUGCAAAGGAAGGAUUGCAAGAGAACCAUCUGGCCGCAGGGGCAGACAAUCACUGUCAGCUGGGCUGGACCGAAGCCUACGACAAGGCUGCAUUUGCAAGGCCAGCGCAGAGAGAGUCGCAAGUUCUCACCUCCACCAAGUUCGAGCGUGAGGAUAUGCAGGCCGCCAGGGCCAGCUAUCGCGUUGCCAUCCAGAGCCCCACCCGGGAGCGGCGGAGCUCGACGCAAGAGAAGCGCCGCAGUUGCGAUAAUGUCCAGCCGGAGGGCCCUAAGAUGGGGCCGCCGGAGUACUCCCCGCCCUCCACCCCGCCGCUGCCGCGCUGGGCACUUGAUGUCGCAGAGCCGACCAGCGCCAGGUCCACCAGCUGCAGAAGGGCUUUCGUGGCAUCCAAGAAGCCGCUGAAGCCGCUGAAGCCGCGGACGCCCCGCCAUCUUAGUUUCACGAAGCCGAUACAAGUGAGGAGGGUGGUGGCUCCACAGCCACAGCCUUUGGGAUGCGCUGCUCUGCAGACGCUGGAUCCUUGCCGCCCAGGCUUUCAGGUGCCCAGUGCAGAGCACCGGCGCUCCGCCAUGGGGGGCGCCAGCGGGGCCCCCUUCCUUAUGCAGCGUGUGCUGCGGUUUGCAGAGGCCUGGUUCGAGCCGGUGGCGGAGCCCCGGCUUCACGACUGGCUGGGCAAGAAUCGCGAGCUUGGGCAGAACUUCGAGGCGUUUCGAAGCGCAUGGGAGGAGCAGCGGGAGUUCAUCGGGCCCAGCGAGAAGCGCCGGGUGCUGCACCUCAUGGCGCUGGGGGAGGAGCCUGCCCCCAAGGUGAUGCAGGCGCUGAAGGAAGCUUGCGCCGCCUUCUUCUCGCCUCUCAGAGUAGCUGUGAUCCGCAGCCGCCCUGAGAAGGCGCCGACCCCAACGGUGGGCGAGGGAGCGUCGCCCCGACCGAUGGUGAGUGAAGAUUUGCUACCGUGGCUGGCUUCAGGCCUUCGCUCAGACAGCGUGCUGACGGCGGCGCUGACGCUGUCGCCACUCAGCAGUUGCGGUCGAGGGGUGCCCGGCGCCAGCGACUGGUCACAGCGGGUGGGGGUCUUCAGCCUUGCCUCUGUGGUGAAGAGCGAGGAGGAGGUCAGCUCGCAGACCAUGGAGAGGGCCGUGAAGUUCCUGCUGCACCAGGUCACCCACAUGCUGGGAAUUCUGCACUGCUGCUACUUCCGCUGCCUCAUGAAUGGUGCGGCGCACCAGGAGGAGGCAGACGGCAGGCCGCCCUACCUUUGCGCGAUGUGCCUGAAGAAGCUCCAUGUUGUGACGGGCAUGGACCCGCUGCUGCGCUACAUGCACCUGUCACGGUUCUGGGCUUGGGCUGGCAAUCCGCAGAUCGCCCUCUGGUACGAGACGCGGGUACGAGUUGUUCGCAGUACCUUCGCCACCUCCCAGGUGUCACUGCCGCCAACCCCACGGCUGCAGAGACCCAGGAGCAAGGCGUCUCAGAGGGGAGCCGAGAGCCGUGCGGAGUCUAGAGAUGAGGCCCGUUCGGACUCCGCCAAAGCCUGGUGGCGCGCCAAGACGAGCCCGGUGGAGAGGCCGGCGCAGGACCCCACAGAGGAGGCGCCGAAAGAAGUGGAUGUGCGAUGA
Messenger RNA from Effrenium voratum, 1665 nucleotides. NCBI's taxonomy places the organism in Eukaryota, Dinophyceae, Suessiales, Symbiodiniaceae. The record is from the annotation of a GenBank genome assembly.